Messenger RNA from Fulvia fulva, 2208 nucleotides. RefSeq lists its product as uncharacterized. The transcript has a single exon. Lineage: Eukaryota; Fungi; Ascomycota; Dothideomycetes; Mycosphaerellales; Mycosphaerellaceae. The record is from RefSeq and is a predicted model, not a curated record. Bases 1 to 2208 code for a protein of 735 amino acids.
AUGCAUCCACCUUCGCCAAGCAGUACGCCCGACGAUGCAGCAUCUAAUACACAACAGCCAAAGCCCAGGCGCUUUGUGCCCAAACCCAUAGAGACCAUCACCAAAUCCUCCAAGACCGCACGCAAGCAUUCUCCCGAGAAGCAGGAAGCGGGUCAAGCGCCCAAGGUUCGACGCUUUGCCCCCGAACCGGUUGAAACUACAACAAGGUCCUCGAAAAGCACUGCUGCAAAGCAAGAUACGAAGCCAGCGAUACGGCGGUUCGCGCCUCAGCCUAUCGAAACAUCGCAAAAGACCAGUAAAGACCGGACACCGUCAAAGUCGCGUGCGCACAUCAGGUUCAAGCCAGACUUGGUCGAGACAACGUAUGGAGGCAACAGGAAGUCGAGCAGAAGGUCUAGUGCGCAGUCCGAAACAACUUCGAACAUUGCACCUGAAGAUGUUACCUCGAGGAAAUUCAAGCCAGAGGUCAUAUCCACCGCGAGGAGGUCACGCCGAGCUGGGGACCUGAAUGAUGCCAACUACCAGGACUACAGAACUGAGGAAGGCUUUGUCAUUCACGCUCGUGAGCACCAGAAACACGCGGGCUUGAAAUCAUCAGAUGAAGGUCAAGCGCGGUCGGAGACAGGUGAAGGUGAUCACGCUGUUUCGCCUCGAGGUCACGAGUGCCCGCCAGAGUUGAGGAGGCAGAUAUCUCCUUUAGAUGGAAGUGCGCCAGCACGACCUUCAUUGCUCAAACCAGAACGGCAACACUCGUUUCGUUGCCCGGAACUGGACACGAUCGAAAGCUCUGAAAGUGAGCGCAAUUCUGCUCGAUCUUCCUUGUCUGGCAGCCCUGGCCAAGGGUCUCCCAUCACAGCUUCUGACUCGUCUUUUAACGAGUUCUACAAGCAUGCUACACGAACCCGAGAGAGUGUAGACGAGAGCUUCAGCCAGUAUCUACUGGAUCUGGAGGCGAAAAGAGCACGCCAGAGGCUGCAGGAGCAGGCACUGGCUGCAUUUCCAAACUCUGACUUCCACGAACCUGUGCAACACUACGUUAAUGACGACCACGACAGCUUCGACAUGGAAAUCGAAGAUCGUCCUGUGACGUGGGAAGGCUUCGAUGAGGAAGAAUACAAUUCUCGUCCGAUCCGCCGCGAAAGUACCAAGGUCAAUUGGGAUCAGCUCGAGCUCCAACGCCACGCGGAGGAGCGGGAACAAGAACGGAGAGCCAACAACGCAACUGCAGCAAAGAAGGAGCCACCCAAAGAAAACUCACCAUGGUGGAGUCCAGCUGCUGGCGCAAGCAUACAUCAACCAGACAAUGAAAUGCGAUCGAUGCGUGACCGAGCCCGUCCGCCGAUGCUGGGACGUGACCUAAUGUUUCCGCGCUGCCCGUCACCUGAGCCAGCUCGCUUCGAUGUCACCCAAGGGUGCGAGAGGUUGCGACAACAAAUGUGUUAUCUUAGCGAACAGUUGCAGAACACCACCACUGCUAAUGUAGGUGGACUGUGGUGUUCUCCUGCAGCAAAGAAGCCCGAACAGAAAGUCUCACCAGCCACAUCAACGACAACGGCCAAGCUUGUCAUUGGGAAAGGUCUUUGGGGUGGAUUCUGCAUACAAGAGAAGAGCGAGACUCCAGGUCUUGCCCCACCGACUGGUCCAACAGGAUUAAUGACACCAGCACCACGCGUUGAGAACCUCAACCCCUUCGAACAAUCCUUCUCUGGGCGCGGCGAUGCAGGAGCUGCUCGCACUCAUCUCACAGCCCUCGCAACACCUCCGACACCCCCCGAAAGCGUCCACGGUACAGCAACAGACCUGGGACACCUCGACACCGUCCUCGCCACCGAGCGCGACUUCGAGCAGACCUUCGAGAAAGAGUUUCCCGACUCCUUCAUCACUCAGGUCUUCAACUACCUCUCCCUGGGCUACCCAACCCUCGCGCGUCCCUUCGACGAAGAGUUAUCGAAGAUAGCACGUAUCCCAGUCUCGGAGCUCAGACAAGACGACAUCAAAGCGAAACAGAGUCCGAGAGGCUACAUCCGCCUAGGCCCAGAUUUCGAGAGCGUGGGAGGCGAGAGGCUGACGACGGAGAACUGCGUGAGAUGGCAGGCGCUGAAGCUGUAUGUACGAGAGUGGGCGCGGCAGGAGAAGAAUAUGGUGCAGGAGGCGCCGCCAGGUGGGAACUGGGCUACGACUAACAGGAGGGGAAGUUGGGCAUUCUAG